Messenger RNA from Neoarthrinium moseri, 723 nucleotides. RefSeq lists its product as uncharacterized. Lineage: Eukaryota; Fungi; Ascomycota; Sordariomycetes; Amphisphaeriales; Apiosporaceae. The record is from RefSeq and is a predicted model, not a curated record. Gene Ontology annotation, cellular component: PAM complex, Tim23 associated import motor. The transcript is spliced from 2 exons. Bases 1 to 723 code for a protein of 240 amino acids. Gene Ontology annotation, molecular function: adenyl-nucleotide exchange factor activity; protein homodimerization activity; protein-folding chaperone binding. Gene Ontology annotation, biological process: protein import into mitochondrial matrix; protein folding.
AUGUUCAGACAAGCACUGUCCACCUCCUCCAGAGCUCUCCGCCCGAGCACCAGAGCAGUCGCAGCUCGAUCCUCGAUAGCGUCGCACUUCUCGCCAGCUCCCGUCCGCCUGGCUCCGUCACAGCUGUCCAGGUCGAGAUGGUACAGUGAUCAGGCAGAGCCGGCCGCCAAGAAGGAGGGCGAGGAGGGCAAAGCUGCAGACGCCGAGGCUCCUGCCAGCCCCGAAGCUGAGCUCAAGAAGAAGCUCGAGGCCAAGGAGAAGGAGGCCAUCGACUGGAAGGACAAGUACCUGCGCUCCGUCGCCGACUUCCGAAACCUCCAGGACCGCGCCCAGAGAGACCAGAAGUCCGCCCGCGACUUUGCCAUCCAGAAGUUCGCCAAGGACCUGGUCGACAGCGUCGACAACCUCGACCGCGCCCUCACCAUGGGCCAGGAGAAGCUCAAGGCCCUCGAGGGCACCGAGCAGAAGAACGAGGACCUGACCAGCUUCUACGAGGGCGUCAAGAUGACCGAGGGCCUCAUGCUGCAGACCAUGCAGAAGCACGGCCUCGAGAGGUUCGACCCCGAGGGCGAGAAGUUCAACGCCAACGAGCACGAGGCCACCUUCAUGACCCCCAUGCCCGGCAAGGAGGACAACACCGUCUUCCACGUCCAGCAGAAGGGCUUCAAGCUCAACGGCCGCAUCCUGAGGGCCGCCAAGGUCGGCGUCGUCAAGAGCGCGUAG